Dipodomys ordii (Ord's kangaroo rat) is the source of this 428-nucleotide messenger RNA. RefSeq names its product protein phosphatase 1, regulatory (inhibitor) subunit 14A (gene Ppp1r14a). Gene Ontology annotation, biological process: regulation of phosphorylation. The record is from RefSeq and is a predicted model, not a curated record. NCBI's taxonomy places the organism in Eukaryota, Metazoa, Chordata, Mammalia, Rodentia, Heteromyidae. Gene Ontology annotation, cellular component: cytoplasm. The transcript is spliced from 5 exons. Gene Ontology annotation, molecular function: protein serine/threonine phosphatase inhibitor activity. The coding region runs from base 1 to 363 and encodes 120 amino acids.
AUGGCGGACGCCUGGAAGCGGCUAGAAGGUGGACACCAGACCCCGCGCCUGCCGGCAGCCCGGGGUGCCCAGGACGGCCUGGCCCGCUGCGCCCUGGGGCUGUCGGUGGGCGCGGAGAAAGAAGCAGACAUGCCGGAUGAAGUCAACAUUGAUGAAUUGUUGGAAUUGGAAAGCGAGGAGGAGAGACGCCAGAAAAUCCAGAGACUUCUCCAGUCAUGUAUGAACCCCACAGAGGAUUUCAUCCAGGAGCUACUGACCAAGCUCCAGGGCCUCCACAAACAGCCAGGCCUCCGCCAGCCCAGCCCCUCGGACGAAGGCAGCCUGAGUCCCCGCCAGGACCGGGCCAGGACAGCCCCUCCGUGACCCCAUCUUGAUUCUGUGACCCUUCCACUUGGCCUCCCUCCCUAACACGCCCGGCUUGUUUAUAA